CAAAAUCUCUCACAAGUAGCUAUCAAGAACAAAAGGAAGGGGAGUUUGCUUGGUCUUUGCUCAUCAUCCUCUUGCCUUGAAAUACUACUUCCUGUCUCCCUCUCUGUCUACACACAAUCACACUCUUAUAUUCUUUUUUUUCUUUUGAACUUUCGCUCUUCUAUUCCUUUCUCUCUAUAUAUAUUAUCUAGUGUCUCUCUCUCUCUCCAUUCACUAGUAUUGGUCUCUACACAAAGAGAAGACAAGCAAUGGAGAACGGUGAGAAAGCAGUGGAGACCGUUGUUGUUGGGAACUAUGUGGAGAUGGAGAGUGAAGGGAAAGACUCAGACAUGAAAUCUAAGCUUUCCAACUUGUUUUGGCAUGGCGGUUCUGUCUAUGAUGCUUGGUUCAGCUGCGCUUCCAACCAGGUGGCGCAAGUGCUGUUGACGCUUCCAUAUUCAUUUUCACAGCUAGGGAUGCUGUCAGGAAUUCUGUUUCAGCUCUUCUACGGCCUCUUGGGUAGUUGGACUGCAUACCUCAUUAGCAUUCUUUAUGUCGAAUACAGAACAAGGAAAGAGAGAGAGAAAGUUAACUUCAGAAACCAUGUCAUUCAGUGGUUCGAGGUUCUUGAUGGAUUGCUUGGGAAGCACUGGAGGAAUGUCGGGUUAGCAUUUAACUGCACCUUUCUUCUCUUUGGAUCUGUCAUUCAACUCAUAGCUUGUGCCAGCAACAUAUAUUACAUAAAUGACAAUCUGGAUAAGAGGACAUGGACAUACAUAUUUGGGGCAUGUUGUGCAACCACAGUCUUCAUCCCUUCCUUCCACAACUACAGGGUUUGGUCUUUUCUUGGACUCUUGAUGACCACUUACACUGCUUGGUACCUCACCAUUGCCUCCAUCCUCCAUGGUCAGGUAGAAGGAGUGAAGCAUUCGGGACCAAGCAAGCUGGUGUUAUACUUCACAGGGGCCACAAACAUUCUUUACACAUUCGGUGGCCAUGCUGUUACUGUAGAAAUAAUGCAUGCGAUGUGGAAGCCGCAAAAGUUCAAGUCUAUUUACCUGUUUGCGACUCUGUACGUUCUGACGCUGACGCUGCCUUCUGCGUCUGCGGUAUAUUGGGCGUUUGGCGAUUUGCUUCUAAACCAUUCAAACGCAUUCGCUCUCCUCCCAAAGAACCUUUUCCGCGACUUUGCAGUGGUGCUCAUGCUCAUCCACCAAUUCAUCACGUUUGGGUUCGCCUGCACGCCUCUAUACUUCGUGUGGGAGAAGCUGAUAGGCAUGCACGAGUGCCGGAGCAUGUGCAAGAGAGCCGCCGCGAGGCUUCCUGUGGUUAUACCCAUCUGGUUUCUGGCAAUCAUAUUCCCUUUCUUCGGUCCCAUUAACUCAACCGUGGGAUCACUCCUCGUCAGCUUCACCGUCUACAUCAUCCCUGCGCUGGCUCACAUCUUCACCUUCCGCUCAUCCGCUGCACGUGAGAAAGCUGUGGAGCAGCCGCCUAGGUUUCUAGGAAGGUGGACAGGAGCUUUCACCAUCAACGCAUUCAUUGUGGUGUGGGUGUUCAUAGUUGGAUUUGGGUUUGGUGGUUGGGCCAGCAUGAUAAAUUUUGUUCACCAGAUUGACACAUUCGGACUUUUCACGAAAUGCUACCAGUGUCCUCCACCGGUAAUGGCUUCACCUCCUCCGAUCAGUCAUCCUCAUGUCAACCACACUCGUAGCCUUUGAGCAACAAUGAGCAGACACGGUUGGUGUAUUCCAAGGAGAUAGAUUCGGGUUCGUUUGUUUAGAUAUUUACCAAGGCUCUUUGUUUUUCAAUUUUGGUCGUCAAGUUUUACUAUCGUCUUUCAUGUUUGGAAAUUAAAGAGGACAACAUCGUAUC
This is a messenger RNA of Brassica oleracea var. oleracea, 1854 nucleotides long. Its product is annotated as auxin transporter-like protein 2. Gene Ontology annotation, cellular component: plasma membrane. Lineage: Eukaryota; Viridiplantae; Streptophyta; Magnoliopsida; Brassicales; Brassicaceae. The transcript is spliced from 6 exons. The record is from RefSeq and is a predicted model, not a curated record. The coding region runs from base 249 to 1700 and encodes 483 amino acids.